CCGGUUGGCUUGCUGUCUUCAAUAGAGUGACGUCCUGCCUCGUUCUGAGCGCAGGGUAAGAUUUGUCGCAGUAAACACCACCGAAAAGGCGAGAAGGGUACAUAUCUUAAAAUCAACUUUCGAGGAUACGAAAAACAGAACUGAAAAUGAAAUUAUGAUUUCUCAGUUGUAGCAGUUGAUAUCAGGUGAGUAAGAAUCGUUCCACUAAGCACAGAACUACUCAGACAAAAUGGCGGCCAGCAGAGGUCCACAUGUAAAAGAUAUAUUUUCACAGAAAAGCACACCGUCGAACAACUUUGUAUCCACAACCUACCCUGCAACUGGGUUUCAUUUUGACAAAUCGACAGAUGACACAAAACCAAAACCGAAAUCUACAAAGAAAACAGCUGCGCCAUCUCGUCCAAAAUUUGGAGAUUACAAACCCAAAAUAUUGCAAGUGGACAGUGUAAUCAAUGUGCCAGUACCUCAGUACAAGCCGCCUUCGGCUGUUCCAAAGGAGAAACAAAACGGAUUUGGUGCCAAACCACUUAUUAUUGGCGACAAGGACGUUCCCAUCGUGAUUGAACCGAUUGAACCGAUCGAUGAUGACGUGUAUACGGAAAUAUCCGAUUAUUCGCUUUCAGACGAGGCGGCGCGAAGUAUACACGACGGAGAGCAGACGACAACGAAUCCUCUGUUUGAUAAUGGCGCAAAGACAUCUCACGAUCGCGUGGUGGAAUCUCACAAAAAACAUUCUAGUAGUAGACACACACCUCGCUCCGUGCAACAUCAGACUGUAAACGAAGAAAUAAACGGAGUAUCGGUUCCCGAACCAGAUUACGAGGAAGACGAGGUCACGAUGGACUUUGACGGAGAAGUGGAGAUGGAUCAGGAUGAUACUACGAAACAUCGCCCCAAGUCUGUGUACAAGGAUUUUCAAGGGGAAGAUUUUUCGAAAUAUUUGAAUGAUGAGCUGGAGAGCGAACCCAACACGUACAGACAAAGGAGAAACGGUAACGUAGGAAACCAGACCGAGGGAAAGCGAUACAAGAAACGGGAUGGUCGUACCGCACAAACUAUGUUCGGAAGCACGAGCAAACACAGGCAAUUCAAAUCGGGAUCUGUACGUAACUACAGCGUGGAAGAUACAAAACUAGGACUCGCUGUGGACGGAACAGUUAAAGGAAAGUCUCUUAGGAAUGGAGUGAACUAUGGCACGACGUACGAGACGUUUCUCAAUUCACGUCACGGAGCCGAAAUGGGAAAUGGCGGCAUGGACAACAGGGGUCUGGAUACUAGUAUUGAAGAAUCGUACAACAUAGACAAAAAACAAACACUCUGGAAAAAAAUUUACGUGGAGGCUGAAGCGUCAGAUUGUUUUGAUGCAUUGAAUGCUAUUGACGUCUGAAUCCUUUUAAUGCAAUUGUUAUGACGCUGACGCACUGAAUUUUUAUUAUAUAACGCAAAGAGUCUUCCUUGUUCACAUAAUUAAACAGUACAUAACAAACAAGAACAGAACAAGAGUCACAUGUGUUGAUAAAUUAUGUGCUGUGGUGCCUAAUAAUUGAGUUUAUCAGCACUCAUUGAUAAAAGUAUAAAAAUCCUCGGCAAGCCUCGGAUUUCAUACUUUCAUCAACUCGUGCUGAUAAAUUGUGAUGUCACAAGACACUCGGGAAGUAUCCUCUCUAUAUUACUAACUGCAACAUUGCCUCUUUUUUUUAAAACUGAACUGUCCUGAGUUUGUUGCUAUCGUUAAGAUGUUGUCGACUAACAGCUAGAGACGUUUUAAUGACAAGUUGUAUAUUAAAUAAAUUGUUCUGUAUAAAUCA
Gigantopelta aegis is the source of this 1808-nucleotide messenger RNA. RefSeq lists its product as uncharacterized. The transcript is spliced from 2 exons. The record is from RefSeq and is a predicted model, not a curated record. The coding region runs from base 230 to 1387 and encodes 385 amino acids. NCBI's taxonomy places the organism in Eukaryota, Metazoa, Mollusca, Gastropoda, Neomphalida, Peltospiridae.